This is a messenger RNA of Quercus lobata, 843 nucleotides long. Its product is annotated as U1 small nuclear ribonucleoprotein C-like. Gene Ontology annotation, molecular function: zinc ion binding; pre-mRNA 5'-splice site binding. Gene Ontology annotation, cellular component: U1 snRNP; nucleus. Gene Ontology annotation, biological process: spliceosomal snRNP assembly; mRNA splicing, via spliceosome; mRNA 5'-splice site recognition. NCBI's taxonomy places the organism in Eukaryota, Viridiplantae, Streptophyta, Magnoliopsida, Fagales, Fagaceae. The coding region runs from base 200 to 820 and encodes 206 amino acids. The transcript has 6 exons. The record is from RefSeq and is a predicted model, not a curated record.
AUCUCACGCCUCAAUCCUCAUCUCAAGCUCUCUGCCUCCCUACCUCACUCUCACGGUCUCAAGCUCUCUACGUCUCUGCCUCACUCAACUCAAGCUCACUCUCUCUGAAUAUCCCUCACUCUCACGGUCUCACCUCAUGCACGCCUCUGAAAUUUUUUUUUUCCAAUCUCAAGCCUAAGGGUUUCAAUUCAACACAGCCAUGCCUCGCUACUACUGCGAUUACUGUGACACCUACUUGACUCACGAUUCUCCAUCUGUGAGAAAGCAGCACAAUGCAGGUUACAAACAUAAGGCAAAUGUUAGGUCAUACUAUCAGCAAUUUGAGGAGGCACAAACCCAAAACUUCAUUGACCAAAGGAUUAAGGAACAUCUUGGGCAAACUGCAGCAUUCCAGCAGGUUGGUGCUGCUUACAAUCAACAUCUAAUGGUUCAGAGGCCCCGCCUUCCUAUUCUACCUACACCUGUAAUGCCGAUGCCUGGUAGCACACAGUUACCUGGAAGUUCACCAUUAAUCCCAGGGAUUAGGCCUCCUGUUUUGCCAAGACCCCUUGGUGCUCCAAGUUAUAUGCCUUCUCUGGCAAUGUCACCUAUGAUGGCUCCACCUGGUGCUCCUUCCUUACCUGCUCAAUUAAAUCCUAUUCCAAGGCCUCCUGGUAGUGUAGCCACAACAGUUCCCGGAAGCACAGCAGCACCCACCUCUUCCAACGGUGCACCACCUAUGGUCACACCACCAUUGUAUCAAGCCAAUCCAGUGGCAUCAACAGGUGGAGGCUAUGAUAGUCUCAAUGCCAACACUCAAGCUCCUGAGGCUAAUCAUUAGCCUUGAUCUUCUGGCAAAUGAAG